GAUGGGAUGCGUGAAGUCCAAGUUCCUUCGAGAUGGAAGCAAGGCCUUGAAAACAGAGCCAAGUGCCAAUCAGAAGGGUACUGUGUAUGUGCCAGAUCCCUCGUCCUCCAGCAAGCUGGGGCCAAGCAACAGCAACAGCAUGCCCCCAGGGCUUGUGGAGGGCUCUGAGGACACCGUUGUGGUCGCACUUUAUGACUAUGAAGCCAUUCACCGUGAAGACCUCAGCUUCCAGAAAGGAGACCAGAUGGUGGUCCUGGAGGAGUCUGGGGAGUGGUGGAGGGCACGAUCCCUGGCUACCCGGAAAGAAGGCUACAUCCCAAGCAACUAUGUGGCUCGUGUGAACUCUUUGGAGACGGAGGAGUGGUUCUUCAAGGGUAUCAGCCGGAAGGAUGCAGAGCGCCACCUCCUGGCUCCCGGCAAUGUGCUAGGCUCCUUCAUGAUCAGGGACAGUGAGACCACCAAAGGGAGCUACUCGUUGUCUGUUCGAGACUACGACCCCCAGCACGGGGACACUGUGAAGCAUUAUAAGAUCCGGACACUGGACAGUGGAGGCUUCUACAUCUCUCCGAGGAGUACCUUCAACAGCCUGCAGGAACUUGUGGCCCACUACAAGAAGGGGAAGGACGGGCUCUGCCAGAAGCUGUCAGUGCCAUGUGUGUCUCCCAAACCCCAGAAGCCAUGGGAGAAAGAUGCCUGGGAGAUUCCUCGAGAAUCCCUCCAGAUGGAGAAGAAACUUGGCGCUGGGCAGUUUGGAGAAGUGUGGAUGGCCACCUACAACAAGCACACCAAAGUGGCAGUGAAGACCAUGAAGCCAGGGAGCAUGUCUGUGGAAGCCUUCCUGGCGGAGGCCAACCUGAUGAAGACGCUGCAGCACGAUAAGCUGGUGAAGCUGCAUGCCGUGGUCACUCAGGAGCCCAUCUUUAUUGUCACCGAGUUCAUGGCCAAAGGAAGCCUGCUGGAGUUUCUCAAGAGUGAAGAAGGUAGCAAGCAGCCGUUGCCAAAACUCAUUGACUUCUCAGCCCAGAUUUCGGAGGGCAUGGCCUUCAUUGAGCAGAGGAACUACAUCCACCGAGACCUCCGUGCUGCCAACAUCUUGGUCUCCGCAUCCCUGGUGUGUAAGAUUGCUGACUUUGGCCUGGCACGGAUCAUCGAGGACAAUGAGUACACAGCCCGGGAAGGAGCCAAGUUCCCCAUCAAGUGGACAGCUCCUGAAGCCAUCAACUUUGGUUCCUUCACCAUCAAGUCAGACGUCUGGUCCUUUGGUAUCCUGCUGAUGGAAAUUGUCACCUAUGGCCGGAUCCCUUACCCAGGCAUGUCAAACCCAGAGGUGAUCCGGGCACUAGAGCAUGGGUACCGAAUGCCUCGACCAGAGCACUGCCCAGAAGAGCUUUAUAGCAUCAUGACCCGGUGCUGGAAGAACCGACCAGAGGAACGGCCCACCUUCGAAUACAUCCAAAGUGUGCUGGAUGAUUUCUACACGGCCACUGAGAGCCAGUAUCAGCAGCAGCCUUGAUGGGCAGGACAUGAGCAGAGCCAAGCCCCAGGAGUACCUGUGACAUGCUUAAC
Cricetulus griseus (Chinese hamster) is the source of this 1566-nucleotide messenger RNA. The record is from RefSeq and is a predicted model, not a curated record. Lineage: Eukaryota; Metazoa; Chordata; Mammalia; Rodentia; Cricetidae.